This is a messenger RNA of Fopius arisanus, 862 nucleotides long. It is a transcript of the gene crcp, whose product is annotated as RNA polymerase III subunit I. Gene Ontology annotation, molecular function: nucleotide binding. Lineage: Eukaryota; Metazoa; Arthropoda; Insecta; Hymenoptera; Braconidae. Bases 291 to 686 code for a protein of 131 amino acids. The transcript is spliced from 3 exons. Gene Ontology annotation, biological process: transcription initiation at RNA polymerase III promoter. The record is from RefSeq and is a predicted model, not a curated record. Gene Ontology annotation, cellular component: RNA polymerase III complex.
UCUUGUCUUUCAAAAAUUUAUGCUCAGCCCCCUCCCCCUCUUUCUGCAGCUAAAAUAACCGAUUCUUCGAGUUUCUUGGAUUUUGUCAUUAUUUCGUGAGUCAUGGAGUUUUCAGUUUCAAAAAACGCAAGGCAAUUAUCCCACCGUUCGAUAUUAGGGUAAAAAGUAAAAAAUUGUAAACAUGCGGAGGAAUUCUAACCUGAAAAAAAUAUUUCAAUUUUGAUUGCUCUUAAUCUGAAGAUAAAUGAGAAUUCAGUGAAGAAUUUUUGGUUGGAGAUUCGUGGAGAGAAAUGGAGGUGUUGAAGGAGAAUUCUGCUUACUUGAGUAAUUUUGAAGUUCUCGAGAUUCUGAAACAGGUGAGAGGAAAUAAAACGCAGAAAUCGCGAAAUCAACUCGCGACAAUAACGUAUCAAACUGUGAGGUAUCUGGAGGAUACCCCAUGCAAAAUCCAAAAUUCAGAGAAGAUCAGGGGUUUUUUGAAAGCUGUCGAGAGCUUUAAUUUGACGAAAUGUGAAAAAUUGACGCUCAUUAAUCUGUGCCCCAAGACUGCCAUAGAAAUUCAAUUGAUUAUAGAAGAGAGUGAAGAUCGUCUGUCAGAGGAACAGGUUGAAUCUCUCCUCCAGGUGAUUUCAACUCAUCUGGGGGAACCUGAGGAACCGGAGGAAGAGCCAGGAGAGGCGGAGUAGAUAAUUCAAUGUAUUUACAUCUCAUUACGAGAAAGAAAAACUUAUAUUUCAUUACAUCGAGGGAGUUUCAUCAUAAAUAUUGUGCGAGCUUUUGAGCUGAUCGAUUAAUUAUCUCUUCUGAUCGCCGAGAUCAUCUAUCGAGUCCUCGUCAAUCUGAAAAUAUUCACAAAACAAAC